AUGGCUACUUUAUCGUACAUCUCAUUUUUGCUUGUGAUUGCAUUUGUCAGUGCAUUUCCAGAUCGAGUGAUCCUUCCUGGAAAUAAUGGACCACAAACAGUUGUAGUCGUUAAGCAACCAGGACGUCAAGGAAUUCAACAAAAACCCGUGGUUAUCGUUCAGCAACCAGGAAGACAAGUUAUUCAGCAAGUUCCAAUCAGACCGAUUUCACAGUCAUCAAGACCAGUGGUAGUUGUUCCUCAACAAGGUCCAAAAGUCGUAGUUGUUCAAAAACAGCAACCCGUACUAGUUGUGCCAUCUAGAAAAUUUUAA
Chironomus riparius is the source of this 312-nucleotide messenger RNA. The record is from the annotation of a GenBank genome assembly. NCBI's taxonomy places the organism in Eukaryota, Metazoa, Arthropoda, Insecta, Diptera, Chironomidae.